CACAACGCUUGGAGCUGCCAUAAAUUCCGGACGCCUCCAAGCCGAGAGCUCAGUAUCGUUCCGAAGCCAGGCCAGUGAAGAUUGCUAAUUGCUGAGCCCCCACAACCAGUUGUCGAGCACCAGAACAUGGAGAUCAUUCGAUUCGUUGACAGCACUCUCAGAGCUCUGAUCGCCGGCAGCCUUCUCCUCCUGAUGACGGCCAUAUACCGGGAGGACAACAACGGCGGCUCCCACUACAUCCACCCCAGGCACACGAUGCACUGAACCGCCGGGAGAAUCUCUGGACCCCAAUCCCACCUAGUCCCUCGACAAUGCGGCAGAAUAACCGGUUGACAUAUCGUCAUAUCAACAAACUGAAAAACAACCUUAUAUGCAUUCUCUUGACUACCAAACUCGCCCCUCGUAGAAUAGCAUAACUUAUCUUGUAUAUACUAAAUUAUGUUCAACCCCCUAUUAUACACAAUUAACAUAUCAUUGUGUUAAUUAUAUAAAUAAAUAUAAUAAUAAAUAUAAUAAUAAAUAUA
Drosophila biarmipes is the source of this 524-nucleotide messenger RNA. RefSeq lists its product as uncharacterized. The record is from RefSeq and is a predicted model, not a curated record. The coding region runs from base 127 to 264 and encodes 45 amino acids. Lineage: Eukaryota; Metazoa; Arthropoda; Insecta; Diptera; Drosophilidae. The transcript has a single exon.